This is a messenger RNA of Podarcis lilfordi (Lilford's wall lizard), 6166 nucleotides long. NCBI's taxonomy places the organism in Eukaryota, Metazoa, Chordata, Lepidosauria, Squamata, Lacertidae. The record is from the annotation of a GenBank genome assembly.
AUGAACCUGAGGACAUACCUCACUUUCAAUGAGCACCACUCUAGAAUGUAAGUGAAACACAGCUUUCUUGGAAUAUAGGACUUGGAAAUCCAAAGCUGAAGCAAGCUUGUUUUCUUCUUCUCCAAAGCGUAGGAUCCGAACAUAUGGAUUUAAGUUACAAGAAAUGAGAUUCUGACUAAAUAUCAGGAAGAAUUUUCUGAGGGUAAGAGCUGUUCGACAGUUGGACAGACCCUCUUGGAAGAUAGUGGACUCCCCUUCAUUAGAUGUUUUUAAGCAGAGAUUGGAUGGCCAUCUGUCAUGGAGGCUUUAGUUGAGAUUCCUACACUGAAAGGGGUUGGACUAGGUGUCCCUCAGGGUCCCUAUUCUACAGAAUCAAUUUUAUUAUUCUGCAGGGAACAACAAAAGGAAUAACUUGCACCAUUUUGAACAUGCCUUCCCCCUGAAUUUAUGAUCUGGCUCCUGUGUUCAUCAUCUGAGGCUCUUCUCCAUGUGAUCUCCUCCAAGUGAGGUGUGAAGGGUUGCAAGAUGAGAACCUACAUUUUCAGUGGUGGCUUCCCGUUUGUGAAAUGCUUUCCCCAGGGAGGCGUGUCUGGCAGGAUCACUUUCUGUUUUUAGGUGCUGGGCAAAAAAUAAAAAUUGCCCAGGCUUUUGGCCAUUAAUUUAAAGGACACUUAAGUAUAUUUGCAGCCACUUCUUUUGCACAUCUAUUUAUUGGAGUGGGUUGAAUUGAAUCUGCCCUUUUAUACAUAUUACCUAUAAGCAUUUUAGCUUGUUUUUUUGCUCAUUUUUAUACUUGGUUUUAAUGUUUGUCUUGUACGUUGCUUCAGGUUACUUUUGUGAAAAAAGUUAAAUUAUUAUUAUUGUUCCUGGAAAAUGAUUCACCUUUCGUUUGUAAAAGGGCCAACUAGAAGCUUUUCCCCAGUGCUUUUGCUUGUUUAUGUUUGGGGUGUAGUUAACUCUUAAUUUUUCUAAAUUACCGCACUACUUCUGACAUGUGUAUGUCAAGUUACAUAUCUGGUCACUGUAGCAGCUUUUGUCAUUUGUGGGGUGAGAGCAAAAAGUAAAUGAAGGAUCCAAUCUUUCAGCUUAAGUGCCAUGUUCCCUGUAGCAAGGUCAAUGUUGUCAUCUGAGAGCAGCAACUCAAACCAAAGAAUUGGUCAUAAAACUAGAUGUUGGAAGAGCUUGACUUGCUAAGGACACCCCAGAAUCACUGGGUCCUGAGAAUAUUUCUAUCAAGCACUCUAUCUAUGCUUUUGACGUAUUAGUCAAACAGUCACAGGAACAUUGGAAACUGCCUUAUGUUGACUAUGUUGACCACCUAGCUGCAUUGACUAGCAAAGGCUUUCUAGGGUUUCAGGCAAUAGUCUCUCUGGGCCCUACCUGAAUAUGAUGGAGACUGAACCUGCUUGGAACGUGUGUGCUCUACCACUCACCUUUGAUAAAUUUGCUCUGCCCUUCAAAGGGCUUGUCAACAAUGCUUCAGCUGGGUCCAACCUCAUAAAGAUUCGUAAAACAUAGCUACCACUACCAUGGGUUUCAUCCACUGGAAAUCUUGCAAUUAUGUGCAUAUAAAUACACAUAUAGACUUGCAACUCUACACAAGUAGAAAUGUCAUUGAAUAACAAUACACAAUCACUUAACAGAGUAGUUAUCAUACCUCAGUAAAUUGGUGCAAUCUUGCCUGUUCUUUGACUGUGUGUUAUUUCUGAUUAGUUUACUGUGAUGCAUAAAACGAGUUAUACCAUAUCUGGCUAGCUUGGAUGACUGGGUUUUGUCUUGGGUCUGCUGCAUCUGAUCAGGAUGACAUUAUCAUGGCAACCUUUAGGAUGUCACCACAUGGCAUCAUCACUUUGAACGCACAAUAGUUCAAUGGUAUCCACCCACAGCUGUUGUUGAUGCAUUUUGCUCUGAGAUCGGCACUAACCUUCCUGUUUUCUUCGACAGCUUUUCCAAGAUUUUUGCAAGCAGUAUUUUAGAAGCCUUGGAUUACGCAGAACCAAUCUGUCUGAGGAACAGUCACAUCUACUGCUUUGUAUUUUUUACCGAAGCUUCUGGCUUCUGCCAGGUGAAAUUGCUGAUCUUCCAACAGCUUACAAGAAGAAGGUAAGGUUUAUUUUACUGGAAGUCUAUUUAAUUGAAACUGGAAUAAUCUGGUAAUGUUUCCUUCUUAAUUAUUUGUUGUUACACCACAGAAUGCAGAGAAAUAAGUGUUCAUUUCCCCCCCAUCUCUAUUUCCAAUUGUCUAUAGUCAGGAUGUGCUAAUAACCACUUUCCCCCAUACUUUACCCUAACAAUAAUUAUCACUGUAAUAAUUAUGAUGAGGAACACACACACACACACACACCAACUUUCAACAAUUAUUUUUUUAAAAAACAUUCACAAUAUUUAAAAAAGGAACAUAAAAGACUACCUUACACUAGGUCAGAUGAUUUGUCCAUCUGAUUGUCUAUUCAACUCUAAUGACCAAUCUUUUCUCAUUUUAACCCUAAAGUGGAUUAAUUCCUUUUUUAUUGUUAUUGCUGGGCACUUUUCUAAAGACUUUCUUCAGGACUACAAUUCUAGAACUAUUUCCAUUACUAAGAACUUUCACAUUCUCAGAUGCAAACCUGCCUGACUGUCUUGAAGACAAUCAAGUACCUUCAGAACUACCUUUUCAUUUAUUUAUUUUACUAUUUAUUAAAUUUUCCACCCUUCACCUGAGGAUCACAGAGUGGUUUACAAUAUACAAACACAAAAAUGCCCACCGUAGUAACAAACAAACAAAAAUAAUUCCCACAAACCUACCUGUCCAAUAAUCUGAGAGACGGUAUGGUGGAGUUGCUAUAGUGGCAGACUAGGACCCAGAGUCCUGGGUUCAGAUCCAUACUCACUCAUGAAGCUCACUGGGUGAUCUUGGGUGAGUCUUUUAGAGCCUAACCUACCUUAUGGGCCAGCAUUCAACUACCUUGUCCCACCAGCACAAGUAUUAUUUUGCACAAUGGAACUUCCCCCUCUCCCCAUGCAUGCCCGGUGGCCUCGCCAAACCUGUUCCAGAGGAUUAGGGGGAGGGAGCCCCUAGAACAGAUUUAGGGGGUGCAGAGGGGGAGGAGAGGGGGGAAAUGUUCCAUUGCACAAGCAGAAAUCCUUGUGUUGACAGAAUGUUCAUUAGCACUACAUUGGAUUCUGCACAGGGUUGUUGUGAGGAUAAGCAGGCGUGGUGGAGGUGAUGGGAGAAACAUGUUCACUUCCCUAAGCUACUUAGAGGAAGAGUAGGAAAUUGAAUGGAGAUAGCUGGCUUCCUUAAAGCCACAAUUUAGUCUUAUUGUUUAUGAGAGAUGAGAAGAAUCCAAUGCAUUCAUAACAAAUGAAAACACACUUAUAUAUCAGACAGCAAUGAUUUAUUGUUAAAACACUCAAUAAAAGCCUUCGAGUUCCUUGUAAACAGCUGGGCCUUGUCCUUUUUCUUUUACUCUUAACCAUGGGUAGGCAAACUAAGGCCCGGGGACCGGAUCCAGUCCAAUUGCCUUCUAAAUCUGGCCCACGGACGGUCCGGGAAUCAGUGUGUUUUUACAUGAGUAGAAUGUGUCCUUUUAUUUAAAAUGCAUCUCUGGGUUAUUUGUGGGGCAUAGGAAUUCGUUCAUUUUUUCCCCUUCAAAAUAUAGUCCGGCCCCCCACUUUAGAUUAAGUUUAUGACUAGUUCACACUGACACAUGGAUCAGAACCAUCUGGGGUCAAUAAGACUUUCUGAAUGGCUUUGCAUUAUGUUUCAGACUCAAAGGCUGCUUUGUCAUAUUUCCUUAAUCCUUAUUUGCACUUACUGGCCCUUUAGCUGUUGUACCAUGAUAUCACCCGCUAAUCAAGUGCUAUUUCCUCCCGCCGCAGGAAUCCAGUUAGCUCUGGAAACAAUGCCAAAUCGCUGCUCUGGAACCUUGAUUGUUUCCCUUCAGUUUCAGGUGAGUCAAUUGCUCUGGGACUGAUUUUAAACUUCUAUGGAUUAAGUAAGCAUAUAGCUCAUUUGUAUAUUAGCAAUGCAAUCUGAUCCAUGUUUUUGCAUGCUUCCAAAAGCAAACUGUGCAUUCAUAUAAAUGGCCAGCAUGCUGGUGCACAUUGCUUAGCAGUUUCUGGGGUGCUCCUCCCCUGCUGCUGUGCCGUGGACAAAACAAAAUGUCUUGUCAUGUUGUUGAAAUCCAGACUCAUGGUUUAUUUCUUCCAAACUGAGUGGUAGCCAAAGUUGGUUCUUGGUUUACCACUUGUGGUUUGUUUGGAGAAACAAGUCACAAGCCUGGGUUCAGACAGCCCAACAAACCAGACUUGAGCUUCUUUCAUCUAUAGCAUGAUGGUAGCAAGCGCAGGAAUGCCACUGGAACUUUUGAGCAGGGUUCUACACGAGUAUAGUUGGCUUUAAAUUAUUGUUUGAUGUGAUGUUUGAACUGUGAAUUGUGUUUGAGGCCACAGAGUGGAAACAAGUUGUGAUAGAACACUCUAAAUGACUUCCAUGAAUAUGGGACUUGGAACUGCCCAGUUCAGAUGUUUGUCAGUCCUGGUUCUGGCAGGUUAAAGAGAUAUGUGAAGUUAUAAAACUCCACCACUUUUAAAGCUGCUGGUUUUUAUUGUGCCAUUCUUGCCUUUAUUUAUUUUGAAAACAGUGCUUGUGGAGAAAGAAGCAUUCCCUUUGGCAAACCCUACUCUCUUUGGGAGAUGGUAGUGUUUGUGCCAAAACUAUUUUCUAAGCUCUACCUGAAAGCAAAUGAAAACUAGUCCAGAUCUUUAUGUCCUUCCCAGAACUUUGAUGUAGAAAAAUAACAUUUGGAAAGAGAAUGAAUUGUAUUCUUCGUUGUGUAACCAGCAUAGCUCUUUCAGUUGAGCUUAUCUGGUUUAUAUUAAUGAAAAGCUGAACUUGUUCCAUUUAAAUGGAAUAUUUUAAGUAAAUAUUUUUCCCUUUGCAAAAGAGCCCUGAGAGCUAAAGUUUCUGCCUCUGUCUUUAAAAUUAAGAAGUAGUUAAAAAGAGUGAGAGAGAAUCUCUAAAACUUUGGGGGUUGUGUAUGUGGGGGUCUGUUCUUCAUUAGAAAAUAAUUUCAAUUAAGCUGCCAUCCUAAAACAGAUUUAUCAAGGAGUAAUCCCUGUUAAACUUACUUCUGAGUAAACAUGCAUAAGAUUGCACUGCACGGCCCCUAAAAAUAAUAGAGAGUGUUUAAUGCACUCUGUGUGAAAUCUGACCAGAGCCAAGAAGACCAAAUACAUAACGGUAUCUAUUGUGCAUAAUGUAACACCUUGACAUCUGACAUCUGUAAAGUAUUCUGCUCAAAGACUCAAGCCCUCACUAAUGUAAAUGCUAAAAUUUCAAUUCGACAUUCAAGGACCCCGUGCUUAUUUACAUCAUCAAAGAUUUAUGAUUAACACUCUUCAAAACUGUGAUAGCUCAACAGAAUAUAAUAAGACAUUUAUUAUUUCAGACUCCUGGCUUUUAAUUUUGAUUUGGCAACCAUAUUCGGGGCUAAUAAGCUUUAACGAUGCUUUCAAAGUGAGCUGGUCGUCUGUGGGUCCCUGUUACAGUUUUGGGGGCUUCAAAAGGUUGAGUCCAGAUCCAGAAGUGGAGCUGGAUUGACAGUUUGUCAUUUCUUAUAACACAGAUGCUUCCCACUUACCUGUUCUGUGAGCAGGCUGUCUCUCAUCUAGGAUCCAGGGUCUCACUGCGUAUGUGCGCUUCUAUUAAGCUAUGGACAGAGUUCCUGAUUAGGCACAGUCUGACAGGCCAAAGAAAUGUCAUGGCUCAAGGACCUAGGACAAAUCUGGCAGGGGCAAAUGGAUCUGACACCACACAUUUGCAGCUAUAUUUUGUAGGCUUUCUAUGCUGCUAGCGCAGAACUGGCUAGAAUCACUUCCCCAGACUUAAGUCUCUCUUUUGAAUGUAAUGCAGUGAGAAGUGCUGGGAAAAGCUUUGAAAAGUUGUACCUUUCCCCACUUCUUUUUUGUUCUCUCCCUCCUCUGGGCAGGGAUAGUGUGAAGUUACUCAUGGACAGCAGGGGGGGAAGAAUCAAAUCUGAACUGAGCUUCCUGCAAAGCUCUAAAAAGGGGAGAGCUCUGUGCCUUGAGAGUCCUUCCUAGAUCAUAUGGGGGGAAAAUAUUCUUCAUGUGAGUAAAAUGCCUCACAAUCGUCCCAGGAACCCGACUCCAGUUCCAGAGGUGA